GAAAGGGCCAAAGGCACCGCGUAUUUUCAAAGUCGGCGAUGAUGCUGACGUCAUCACAUCUCUUUCCCUCUUCCUCUCUUAAUAAAACUUAGGCUUUUGCUUUUCAUUUCAGCAAAAGCAACCUCCCUUCUCUCUGACACCACCGUUCCAUCAAAUUUCGCCCUCCUAAUUAAUCGUCUUCCAUCCAUCGCCGAUCACCCCCUCCUUUGACCAAUCAUCUCAAACCUUCGGAAUUCGACGCCAUAGAUCGUUCAGGUCUUCACUGCAGAAGCCUAGCUCUGAAUUAAAAGGUCAGGAUCAUUUUUCUGUUAUUUCUUUGAAACCUUAACCUAACCCUAGAGGGCCCAGAUGGCGGAUUUUGGAAACAGCUUCGGAUCAUUCGGAAAAUCCAAGUCCAGGCCCUUCUUCUUUGGUCGCUCUAUGACUGUGCGCGAAGCCCCCAUCGAGGCUCCUCAGCUUGACCGGAGCGGAUCCAUGAGGAAAUUCUACAAUUCCUUCGAAUCGGUGAUUUCUACUGGAAAUUCCAUCAAGGGGAAGGUAAAGAAGCUCUGCAGUUUAUUUGAAAAGGCGGACGAUUCACAAUCCCAGUCGCAACCACAAUCACGAUCACAAUCACCCACUAAAUUGAAGGCCUCGAAACUCGGUACUACUGAUUUGAGGGUUUCUUCCCUUUCUGGCAAUCAUUGGAUUGGGCUACCAGGCGCUGAAGAUCGAAUUGUGGUGUAUUUCACUAGUUUGCGGGGAAUUCGGAGGACUUACGAGGAUUGUUAUGCAGUUCGGAUGAUUUUUCGUGCAUUUAGGGUUUGGGUGGACGAGAGAGACAUAUCUAUGGACUCUGCCUAUAGGAAAGAGUUGCAAUGUGUGUUGGGAGAAAAGAAUGUGAGCUUGCCACAGGUGUUUAUUAGGGGGAAGUAUAUGGGAGGGGCUGAUGUGGUGAAGCAGCUUUAUGAAACUGGUGAAUUGGCUAAGAUUCUUGAGGGCUUUCCCAUUAGGGCACCUGGGUAUGUAUGUGAGAGUUGUGGGGAUGUGAGGUUUAUUCCAUGUAUGGAUUGCAGUGGAAGCAGGAAGGUUUUUGAUGAGGAUGAAGGCUUAUUGAAGAGAUGCUUGGAGUGCAAUGAGAAUGGAUUGAUUCGAUGUCCCGAUUGUUGUUCUUGAAUUCUUUUCUAUAUGGGUGAAAGUGCUUUGGUUCUUAUAUUUUGGUGUUCUCUGAUUGAUCAAUACUAAUGAGUGUAGUAUCACUGAAUGUAUAUAGAAAUAUGUUUGCCCAUGGUUUGGAUUCAAAAUCUCAUUGGAGUCAUUGGAUUUUCACUUUGUCAAUGUACAUUUUUCAUGAAUUGUGGGGUUUUAUUUUCACCACCUCUGUGAUCAAUACUAUUAAAUAAAAGGGAAUGUUUGUUGAACACAAA
Messenger RNA from Vitis riparia (riverbank grape), 1406 nucleotides. RefSeq lists its product as uncharacterized. The record is from RefSeq and is a predicted model, not a curated record. The coding region runs from base 349 to 1155 and encodes 268 amino acids. The transcript has a single exon. NCBI's taxonomy places the organism in Eukaryota, Viridiplantae, Streptophyta, Magnoliopsida, Vitales, Vitaceae.